Molecule: messenger RNA, 1957 nt
Organism: Nematolebias whitei (Rio pearlfish)
Lineage: Eukaryota; Metazoa; Chordata; Actinopteri; Cyprinodontiformes; Rivulidae
Gene: tmc4
Product: transmembrane channel-like 4
Exons: 14
Coding region: 10-1842 (610 amino acids)
Cellular component (GO): plasma membrane
Molecular function (GO): mechanosensitive monoatomic ion channel activity
Source: RefSeq, a predicted model, not a curated record
GUGCAGAAAAUGCAUGCGCCUGUUUCCUCCAGCGCUGAUUCUUGGAAACGCAACAAAUCUCUGCGUAAACUCAAAAACAACAUCAGAGAGUUUCUUUACUUUUUCUCACUGUGGAGGAAAUCCCUGCAAAAGAUCGGAGGGAACUUUGGAGGCGGUGUUGAGUCAUACUUCCUCUUUCUCCGAUUCCUGGUUGUUCUUAAUUUUGUUUCCUUCUUACUGAUUGCCGGGUUUGUCAUCAUCCCCAGCUUCGUCUUCAGAUCUGCAGGGACCAGCGUUGUGAACAGCACGGGUGACGAAGCAUUUUAUGAAGGACAAUGUAUGAAGUAUGACCCAAACCCUCAAGGCCUGGUGGUCUUCUAUGAGUAUUUUCUUCACUUACUUUCAGGAAAGGGUUUUAUGGAGGAUUCAUUCAUGUUUUAUGGCUACUACUACAGCAACAACAAUACAAUGGAGAACAGGAGCCUUUUCUACAACAUCCCUCUGGCCUACCUCUUCACUGCUGUCUUCUACUUUGCUUUUUGUCUCUGUUGCAUCAUAGCACGCAUGGGCGCUACAGUUCGAGUUGCCGUGGCAACGGGAGGCAGCACCAUAAGCAACUACAGCAUGAUUGUGUUCACAGGAUGGGACUAUGGUUGCCUGGGAAACCAGGCUACCAAACUGAAGCAGAGAAACAUCUACUACCAGCUACAGGUGGAUUUGGAGGAAGAGCGCAUAAAGAAACAAGCAGCUUCUCUUACACCGUGGAAAAAAGUAGCUUUAUACUCUCUGCGCGUUUUAAUGUUUUUUAUUUCAUUUGGGCUCAUCGUAGCAGCCUUUUUUGGCAUCUUUGUUGCCACGGAGUUCAGUCAGAGUAACAGUGAUAAGCCUGGGAUUCUAGGUUUGGUUAUAGAGUAUCUGCCAUCUAUUGUCAUCACCGCGGGAAACUUCCUGGUGCCUCUGCUGUGUGACCAAAUCGCCUCGAUAGAAAAAUAUUCUCCCAGCAUUACUGUGGUGGUGGCACUUUUAAGGGCAGUGGUCCUGCGUCUGAUGAGUUUAGGCGUCCUCCUCUUCACGCUGUGGAGUCAGAUCACCUGCAACGGGAACACAGAAGAGGGCGAGUGUGAAACGUGUCAGUACAACUAUGACAAAUACCAGUGCUGGGAAACGAGUGUGGGACAGGAGAUGUACAAGCUGACGCUUUUUGACCUCCUCGUUAACAUCGCUCUGCUCGUGUUGGUUGAAUUUCCACGCAGGAUGGUGGUGGACAACUGGUCCAGUAAGCUGUCUCAGCUGGUGGGCCGGCAGGAGUUUGUGGUUCCCUCUAACGUUCUUGGACUGGUUUAUGGUCAGACUGUGGUCUGGACAGGAGCUCUUUUUUGCCCUCUGCUGCCGCUUAUCAACACCAUUAAGUUUGUUAUCCUCUUUUACUGCAAAAAGAUCACACUAUUCUACAACUGCCGGCCAGCUCUGAAGACGUUUCGGUCCACCACCUCCGCUUUCUUUUUCCUGGUGGUGCUCCUGUUUGGCUGGAUGUUGUCCCUGGUUGUCAUGAUUUAUAGUCUUGCAGAGAUCCGACCAUCAAUGGCCUGCGGGCCUUUCCGUUUCUUCCCCACCAUGUGGCAGAUUGUUCCCAACUCGUUCUAUAGUCUCUCUAAGGUCACACAGGAGUUUCUCUUCUUCAUUGGCUCACAGGCAUUCUCCAUACCUCUUUUUGCAUUAUCAUGUGUGGUUAUGUUUUACUUCAUCGCUUUAUCCUCCAUCUAUAAAAAAAGUGUAGCGAUGCUAAAGGCUCAGCUAAAAUUGGCAGGCCAAGAUAAGCAGUUUUUGGUGAAGCAGAUUGAGAAGCUGAACAACAACAUCUGACACCAACACAGUGCAGGAGAACACGACUGAACACUAAAACUUUGAUCAGUGUCUGCAACCAAACAUAUAUUUAUAUAAAAUCUUUGUCAAUAAUCCUGGCUGUUCUACAAUGAGA